GACAGGCAUCUCCUCUCCGCUUCCUCUUCCGCCGUCGGCGCUGCCCCCUCGGGUCUCCCUCCGGCCCGCUCCUUCUCUCUCGGCUCCAGUCCUCCACCCGAGAUCCACCGCCCGCCCAGCCCCCGCGGCCUCUCGCCGGCCGCAUCAAGCACCACGGAGGAUCCCUCUUAAAUUCAAGUAAUCGUCUUGGUUUUCAGCUCUAAAGGGUGAGGCUUGAAUAAUAAGGGAGAAGUGGAGGGAUCUUGAAUGACGGGCGGAUCAGGUGUGGUGGUGCUAGACAAUGGGGGUGGUCUUCUGAAGGCUGGUUUUGGUGGGGACAAGGAUCCAAUUGCUGUUGUCCCCAACUGUAUAGCAAAGUCCCCUGGUUCCAGCACAAAUUCAAAGAAAUGGCUAGCGGCUGACCAACUGCAGGCACAAGAUAUUGAUGUGACUGGUAUGACAUUGAGGCGUCCUGUUGAUCGUGGCUAUCUUAUCAAUACAGAGGUGCAGCGGGAGGUGUGGGAACGGGUUCUGCGCAACCUGCUCCAAGUGGAUCCUACAAAUUCAUCCUUGCUAUUGGUGGAGCCACAGUUCAACCCUCCAGGACUGCAGCAUGCUACUGACGAACUGGUGUUUGAGGAGUUUGCGUUCAAAUCUCUUUGUGUUGCAGACUCUUCCUCCCUUGUCCACCUUUAUGAGGCUAGUCGCCAGCCAUCGCUCUUGAAAUCCCAAUGCAGUCUUGUUGUUGACUGUGGCUUCUCCUUCACCCAUGCAUGCCCGGUCCUUCAGAACUUUACCCUGAAUUAUGCUGUGCGGCGCAUGGACCUUGGUGGCAAGGCCCUCACGAACUAUCUCAAGGAGAUCGUUUCAUACCGUUCCCUUAAUGUCAUGGAUGAGACCCUGCUCAUUGAUGAUACAAAGGAAAAGCUAUGCUUUGUGUCCCUUGAUGUCCCUUGUGAUCUUCAACUCGCUAGGUUAUCUCUUAAAGAGAACCCUUUUAGAUGUUCAUACAUUCUCCCUGAUGGCAUAAUGUACAAGAAAGGGUUUGUUAAAGACUUGGAUGAAGCACGUCGAUACUGUUCUCUGCCUGGUGAUACUGACAUAAACAAGUUCGAUGAUCGGAAAAAGGCUGAAUUAGGUCAAAAUGAAUUUGCUUUGACCAAUGAGAGGUUCCUUGUCCCGGAGAUGCUUUUUCAUCCAAUUGAUCUGGGUAUGGAUCAAGCUGGCCUUGCUGAGUGUAUAGUUCGUGCUGUGCAAGCCUGCCAUCCAUAUAUUCAACCAGUGCUUUUUGAAAGCAUUAUCUUGACAGGCGGAAGCACAUUGUUCCCUCGCUUUGCUGAAAGACUGCAAAGAGAACUUCGACCUAUUGUGCCUGGGGAGUAUCAGGUGAAGAUAAUUCCUCAAGAGAAGCCAAUUCUUGGUGCCUGAAGAGGAGGAUCUAUCUUGGCGUCCAGCCCUGAUUUUGAAUCGAUGUGUGUCACGAAAUCAGAGUACGAGGAAAUGGGAUCAGAACGCUGUCGUCGAAGAUUUUGUCACUGAAGAGUUACUUCAGCGGCUCAUGAGAGGACGAAGAGGUCAAUGUAGUUUGUAAAUAGCAUGAUGUAGCCUGUUUUAGAUGAUAUGUGUUUAACAACUACCAUGCAAACUAGAAGGGGAACACUGUAAAAUCUCCUCUACAUUUUUUAGCCGCCACUUGGAAUCCUAGCCGCCUUCACUUCAGCCUCCUCCAUAGAUCACGGUUUCCUCUCCUCCGGUCAGCUUCGCCGUCGUUGGGUCGAGUGGGGAACCCGAUCUAUGCGUGUAGUUUCCAAUAAAAGCAGUGUUUCCAGUAUAUUAUGUUACGAUUUUGGUAGCCUUCUUCUUCUUAGUUUCCCCGCAAUUGAGAUGGU
Molecule: messenger RNA, 1868 nt
Organism: Lolium perenne
Lineage: Eukaryota; Viridiplantae; Streptophyta; Magnoliopsida; Poales; Poaceae
Source: RefSeq, a predicted model, not a curated record